AUGAGCAUCAAUCCAGCUGCCUUAGGAAGACCAUCUUCGGGUAAAAGAAGAUUGAAAGAUCUUUUGGCUCAACGUGAUAAUCGUGUGUGUGCAGAUUGUGGUGCUCCAGACCCAAAAUGGGCUUCGGCAAAUAUUGGAGUAUUUAUAUGCUUAAAGUGCUGUGGUGUUCACAGAAGCCUCGGUACACAUAUUUCAAAGGUUUUAUCUGUGACGUUAGAUGAAUGGUCGGAUGGCGAAGUUGAUUCGAUGAUUGAAGUAGGGGGAAAUGCUUCUGCAAAUUCUAUUUACGAGGCUUAUAUUCCUGAAGGGGUGUCUAAGCCCAGACCAGAAGCUAGCCAUGAAGAACGUUCGAAAUUUAUCAGGGCUAAAUAUGAGCGCCAGGAUUUUUUGAAACCUAGUCUGCGUAUUCUAUCCUCGUCAUCGAAAAAGCAUUCUUUGCAAGCAAGUUUGUCGAGGAAGAUUAUGGAUAGCUUUCGGAGUUCGGGAUCACAUAAACCAGAGGUGGGCAUGGUGGAGUUUAUUGGCAUGUUGAAGGUUAAAGUGAUCAAAGGCUCGAAUCUAGCUAUUCGAGAUAUGCUAUCAAGUGAUCCAUAUGUUGUUUUGAGCCUCGGGCAGCAGAAAGUUCAAACAUCUGUGGUGAGAAGCAAUCUGAAUCCUGUCUGGAAUGAGGAACUUAUGCUCUCUGUUCCAGAAAAAUAUGGCCCGAUAAAACUGCAAGUUUACGAUUACGACACGUUCUCUGCUGACGACAUAAUGGGGGAAGCCGAGAUAGAUAUUCAGUCGAUGAUUACAUCAGCAACGGCCUUUGGUGAUGCCAGCAUGUUUGGGAACAUGCAGAUCGGGAAAUGGCUAAAGUCAACAGAUAAUGCGCUGAUCGAGGACAGCACGGUCAACAUAGUCGAUGGGAAAGUCAAACAAGCCGUGUCGUUAAAACUCCAGAAUGUCGAAUCGGGAGAAAUAGAUCUCGAGCUAGAGUGGAUUCCUCUUGGUCAAUGA
Messenger RNA from Striga hermonthica, 996 nucleotides. NCBI's taxonomy places the organism in Eukaryota, Viridiplantae, Streptophyta, Magnoliopsida, Lamiales, Orobanchaceae. The record is from the annotation of a GenBank genome assembly.